AUGCUUUCCAAACUCUCUUCCCACAAAACUCUCAUCAAGUCUGUUCUCCAUCAUCAACGAAGAGGAUACGCUACUUCGGUUGUUGAGUCCGCUUUGGAUCAAUCCCUCCAUACUCCAUCAUAUCAUUUACCAAAGGAAUUAACCAAGGCAGCUGCUACUCGUGUUACCGUACUUGAUAAUGGCUUCAGAGUUGUAACUGAACCAAAAGUUGGAGAAACAUCAGCCGUCGGUGUAUUCAUUGGUGCUGGUUCUAGACAAGAAAGCGUACUCAACAAUGGUGUUGCUCACUUCUUGGAACACAUGUACUUCAAGGGAACCAACAAGAGAUCGAAAGUUGAUAUUGAAGCUGAACAUGAAAGAACAGGUUCUCUCUUGAAUGCCCACACAUCUCGCGAAUAUACAGCAUUCACUAUUCAAUGUUUAAAGAAUAACGUUGAUAGAAGCGUUAAUUCAUUGUCUGAAAUUUUGCUUGAUAGCAAAUUGGACGAAAAGGACAUUAAUGAAGAAAGAAGCGUUAUUCUGCUCGAGUCCGAAGAUGUCAGCCAAAGUGUUGAAGAAUGUGUCUAUGAUGAAUUGCACAGAACAGCUUUCCCUGAUUCAGGUCUCGGUUUGAGUAUUUUGGGUCCAAUUGAAAACAUCAAGAAGCUUUCUAGACAACAAAUGAUUCAAUACCAAAAGGAUUUCUACACUGCCGAAAGAAUGGUUUUAGUUGGUACUGGUAAUGUAGACCAUGAUAAGCUUGUCAACCUUGCCGAACGAAACUUUGGACAUUUACAAAGCGCAACAAAAACACCACGUCCACUCGGUGAAUACCAAGUUACACCAGAAUACAUAGGUUCAGAUGUCAGAGUUGAAACCGAUGAGGUCAAUGGUUUGCACGGUGCUAUCGGAUUCCAAGGCCCAGGACUUUCAAGCGGUGAUAUGGUUGUUAUCAACUUGAUUCAAUUCAUUUUGGGUGCAUUCGAUAUUUCUCAGGGAGCACCAGGUAAAUAUGCUGCUUCUAACAUGGCCCAAUAUAUUGGUGAACAAGGAUGGGCACAACAAGUUCUUCCUUUCCUCCAUGGUUAUUCCGAUACAUCAUUGUUUGGUGUUAAAUUUGUGAAUGAUGGUGGUGAAGAUACCGAUUAUUUGAUGGUUGAAAUUUUACGUCAAAUGACUCGUCUCUGCUAUAAGGUCACAACUGCCGAAUUGGAACGUGCAAAGAAUUUGCUCAAGCUCUCAGUUUUGUCUCAAUAUGAUGGCAACUUGAAGAAUGUUUUGGAGGAAGUCGGUAGACAAACUCUCUUGUUCAACAGAAGACCAUCUGCUGCAGAAAUGUUUGCAAGAAUUGAUUCUAUCACGGUUGAUGAUGUCAAACGUGUUGCAAACACUUACAUUUACGAUAAGGAGCCAGUUCUUGUUGGUGUUGGUUAUACUAAGGAGUUCAUUGAUUACUCAUGGGCUCGUAUGUUCACAUCUAGCAUUCGUUUGUAG
Messenger RNA from Naegleria lovaniensis, 1473 nucleotides. RefSeq lists its product as uncharacterized. Gene Ontology annotation, cellular component: mitochondrion. Gene Ontology annotation, molecular function: metal ion binding; metalloendopeptidase activity. NCBI's taxonomy places the organism in Eukaryota, Heterolobosea, Eutetramitea, Acrasida, Naegleriidae. The record is from RefSeq and is a predicted model, not a curated record. The transcript has a single exon. Gene Ontology annotation, biological process: proteolysis. The coding region runs from base 1 to 1473 and encodes 490 amino acids.